AUGCGGACACGCGCUGUGAAAGGCUUUAAAGCCCACACUGAGCUUAAUGCAGUAAGAGAUGGCCCGACGGAGCGCGAACACCAGAUCCCGGACCCUAACCGUCCCGGACCCCCACCUGACAACGACCCUGGCAGGACGAUUACAGUCCCUCCAACCAGGAGCACGGCGGAUCAACGCUUCACGUGGAGGCCUUUCCUCAUCCAGGACCCCAACCGGCCCGACGCCCCACGGAUCAUCCUCCGUAGGAUCCCAGCUUCAACGCGCUGUGACCCUGGGCGUUCACAUCGGCCAUCCACUCCCUCCUCUCCCCCAAGCUCCCCCCAAAGGCCAGGCAAGAGAAGUUUCUCUGAACCACCUGAGGUUCCCGGUGAGCCUGGAAAGGUAAGUGAGCCUGGAAAGGUAAGUCUAAAGAACAGGAGGCUUGAUCCGGAGUGGAGGAACCAGUUUUACAGCUGGUGGGGCAACAAGGCCCCUGGACCUCCAGGCAUUCAGGUAAGUCCACCUAAACCCCCUCAGGGACCCGGUGUGCCUGUAAAGGCAAGUCCACCUAAACCCCCUCAGGGACCCGGUGUGCCUGGAAAGGUAAGUCCACCUAAACCCCCUCAGGGACCCGGUGAGCCUAGAAAGGUAAGUCCCGGUGAGCGUCGCCUGCCGGAGUGGGCGAGGAAGGUGGGUCUUUAUCUGGAGAGGAGAGACCAGUUUGACAGCUGGCGGUGCAACAGAGACCCUGAACCUCCAGGUAAUGUUCAGCACCACACUCCAUAUCGGCACGUUUAUUCAUUUGAACUGAAUUUAGCUGACUUUGAAGUCACUUAUUUAGACUGAAAUGAUUGUGUUGAAUUAUUUAGAGUUUCAGUUGUAUUAGAUACAAGUAUUA
This is a messenger RNA of Anarrhichthys ocellatus (wolf-eel), 877 nucleotides long. Its product is annotated as cuticle collagen 34-like. The transcript is spliced from 4 exons. The coding region runs from base 1 to 825 and encodes 274 amino acids. The record is from RefSeq and is a predicted model, not a curated record. NCBI's taxonomy places the organism in Eukaryota, Metazoa, Chordata, Actinopteri, Perciformes, Anarhichadidae.